Messenger RNA from Panicum virgatum (switchgrass), 1106 nucleotides. Its product is annotated as reticulon-like protein B12. NCBI's taxonomy places the organism in Eukaryota, Viridiplantae, Streptophyta, Magnoliopsida, Poales, Poaceae. Bases 304 to 873 code for a protein of 189 amino acids. The record is from RefSeq and is a predicted model, not a curated record. The transcript has 4 exons.
AGGUGUCUCGUGGUGUACGUUUGGGCCUUUUCCUUUCCACCCAUUCUCCCCUCACAAUUUUCCGAAAUCCAGCUCGAGAAGUUGGACUAAACAGGAUCAGUCGGUAGCUGCCGUUCAUCAACUCCAUCGCUGUUCUUGCCUGUCCCCCCUCCCCCUUUCCCGUCGGGGGAGAGAUCCGUGCUGCGAUGGGCUCCCCCGGCCAAAGCCGCCGGCUGUUCGGCGCCCAGAGAUCGCUGCACGACCUCCUUGGCGGUGGCACCGACUGAGAGGCUGAGACUGAGGGCGCGGCGUUGGAAUUUUUCUAUGGGCGCAGUGGCGGAUGUGGUGCUGUGGAGGAGGAAGGAGGUGGCCGGCGGGUUGCUGACCGCGGUGGUGGCGUCCUGGGCGCUCUUCUACUGCGUGCCCGGCUACACGCUGCUCUCCUUCGUGUCCCAGGUGCUCAUGAUCCUGCUCACAGUCCUCUUCGUCUGGGCCAAGGCUGCCCAGCUCCUCCACAGGGCACCUCCUCCUGUUCCAUUGAUGAAAAUUUCUGACAAGUCAAUGAGUGAAGCAUCAGAAAUAGCGGGUAACUUCGUAAAUAAGGUGCUCCUGGAUUUUGAAAACAUUGCGCUUGGGAAGGACUCCAGCCUCUUCUACAAGGUGGCUUUUGUGUUGGUGCUGACUUCCAUAGUUAGCCGAUUAACCGAUCUUAUCACUUUGGUAUAUACAAGUGCUGUUAUUGCUCUCACGAUACCUGCAUUGUUGGAGAAAUCCGAAGAAGAUAUUGCAAGGUUCCUUGAGAUAGCUUCGACAUAUGUUCAGGCAUGUGGGGGAGCAUGCGAAGAGUAUAAAUGUAAGAUGACAAAAAGGAUAUCGGAAAAGAAGUUGCGUUGAUGACGAUGUAAAUCCGUCAAGAAAAAUUUUGCCUUGUGAUUUUUUAUAUAAUUUUUCCUUGUGAUUAGCCUGUCUUUCGAGGCUAAAGAGUUAUGAUAUCUCCACGAUCGUGGUCUGUCUAUAUUCUGUGACCUUGGAGCUGCACAUAGCACACCACAAGAGCUAUAGCAGGCAAUCCUCCUGCCUGGCUGCCUGUUCCUUUCAAAAAGAAAAAAAAAUUGUAUAUUUUUUUA